AUGAUCGGGAUGCCCAGCUGCGUGACGACGUGCGGCCGCGUGGAGGUGCCGUACCCGUUCGGCAUUGGCCCGGACUCCAGCUGCUACCUGAAUCAGCCGGGGUUCAACCUCACCUGCGACCACAGCAACAACCCCCCACGGCUCCUCCUCCUCCCCGGCGAAGAUCAGCGUCUCCAGGUCAAGUACAUCGACGACGUAGUGUCCAUUGUGGAGGUGGUCCGCAAAGUCGACAUAAGCACUAGCGGGUCCGACGACAUAAGCCUGAGAGGACCUUUCAGGCUCGCCGGGGCCAACGAGCUCGUCCUCAUCGGCUGCAACGUGUGGUCGACCCUGCUGCGGAGGAGCACGAAGAAGGGCAAUGCCACUGCCAUCGUUAGCAUCUGCUUCUCCUUCUGCAGCGCCAUCACCAAAGGCCCCCGGUUCAGCCAGGGACGCUACAGUCCGGGCGGCCACUGCAUUGAUCCCAUCAUCGUUGACGAACACGACGAAGCAGCUGCCACAGUGCACUACGGCGUGGAGCUCAGCUGGAUUGGUGGGAACAAGAGCGCGGAUCGGGCGCAAGUCCCCGCUCGGACGUUCGUAGCCAAGUACAGCAGGUUCGACUAUUGGCUCUACAACUACUCCAUAUCCCCUGUUGCUACUACAACAUUGGAUCCUCCCGUUUAUCUGCACAAUGAGAUCAGCGGCAGCUGCUCCAACAACAUAUGCAAGAGCGACCACAGCGUCUGCAACAAUAUCAGCGCAGAUUCAUGUGCAUGCUCCUGCGAUUCAAAUUACACAGGCAACCCCUACCUCCCCGGCGGUUGCCAAGGUUAG
Messenger RNA from Triticum turgidum subsp. durum (durum wheat), 816 nucleotides. NCBI's taxonomy places the organism in Eukaryota, Viridiplantae, Streptophyta, Magnoliopsida, Poales, Poaceae. The record is from the annotation of a GenBank genome assembly.